Adineta steineri is the source of this 369-nucleotide messenger RNA. NCBI's taxonomy places the organism in Eukaryota, Metazoa, Rotifera, Eurotatoria, Adinetida, Adinetidae. The record is from the annotation of a GenBank genome assembly.
AUGCCACAAAAUUUGUCAGCCAUUUGGGAUCUUCUAUAUGAAUAUUUGUCUUCGGGGCAACAGCAAACUUUGGUGCAUGAUUUUUUAACGGUGACGGUUUUCUUUCUGAUAACUUUACAAACUGGUUUGCAGCAGCACACAGUGGUACGUACACAACAUCGUGGACCACAACAACAAGGACCACAGCAUGAAUCACAGCAAGGAUCACAGCAAGAGCCACAGCAAGAACCACAACAAGGAUCACAACAUGGAUCACAGCAUGAACUACAGCAUGAAUUACAGCAAGGACUGUUGCAACAACCACAACCACAACCGCAUCCACAACAUGAUGAACGACAACAGGCUGGCAUAUUAAUAGUAAUAAUGUGA